Messenger RNA from Amblyraja radiata (thorny skate), 3961 nucleotides. RefSeq names its product transmembrane protein 87A-like. The record is from RefSeq and is a predicted model, not a curated record. Gene Ontology annotation, cellular component: Golgi apparatus; membrane. The coding region runs from base 27 to 1775 and encodes 582 amino acids. Gene Ontology annotation, biological process: retrograde transport, endosome to Golgi. The transcript is spliced from 21 exons. NCBI's taxonomy places the organism in Eukaryota, Metazoa, Chordata, Chondrichthyes, Rajiformes, Rajidae.
GGACUUCCGGUCAGAGUGUAAACAAGAUGGCGGCGAGGAGGCGGCGGGGCUGGAGUUCGCUCUGUUUGUGGUUGUUCACGGUGUUGUGCUGCGGCCUCGACUUCACCGGGGCCGUGUCGGAGCCGGGCAAAUGGAGCAUCAGCGUAACCGGGAGCCAGUCACAGACACGAUUUCCACUGCGAAAGACUUUGUUUAACAAUUCUUACAUUAAACUCAAAUGGACAAAUGUGAACUGCGACUCUCCAGUUAAUCUGAGCGUUGCGUGGUAUUUGAGGAGUUCCCAUUGUUAUGAUGAAUUCUUUUCAGUGAAUGAUGAAAUGGCAACAAAAUACUUUGGCUCUGUGAUUGUGCAGGAAAUUGGUGGAAAUGGUUAUUACAUACUUCAUCAAUACAGCACCUUUGUAUGUCGAAAUAACAAAACUUUUGGACAGCUACAAGUAAAAUUAUUUGACCAACCAGAGCUAUUGAAAAAAGAGACUCCGGACAUUCAACCUGAACCCGAGCCCAAUCCCAAACCAAUGUCCAAAAGAGAAGCAGUCAGCAGGAAGAAAGCUAACAAACCAUCGGUGAAUGAAGAUCGAAAGAUAAAUAAGACCAGCAGAGUAAUCAAACAUCCAGUUUUACGGGACUCCGUGGCAAAGACCUGGGAGGAUGCUCCAUACCUUUUCAUCAUUGAAGUCAAAAAGCCAUUGGUUGACUCCCCUGGAAACAGAAAUUGGCAUCUAACUUUAGAAGUGGAAAUGGUAGGACCCUAUGGAUACAUCUCUGCCUCGCAAUGGCCACUAAUGAUCUUUUACAUGGUGAUGUGUAUCAUCUACGUGCUCUACAGUCUGGUUUGGCUCCUCCUUUUAGCCUGCUACUGGAAGGAUUUGCUGAGGAUACAGUUCUGGAUUGGAGGGAUCAUCUUGCUUGGAAUGCUGGAAAAAGCCGUCUUCUAUGCAGAAUUCCAAAGUAUCUCACGGCUGGGUGUAUCAGUGCAUGGGGCAGUGGUCUUUGCAGAGCUGCUGUCAGCCGUGAAGCGCACCCUUGCUCGGAUCCUGGUCAUUAUCGCUGCACUUGGUUACGGAAUAGUCAAGCCUCGGCUGGGAACCACAUCAUAUCAAGUAGUUGGCAUCGGCCUGCUGUACUUGCUGUUUUCAUCAGUAGAGGGAGUCCUAAGAGUAUCUGUGGAUCGUUCCUUGGCAGCCAUGACCAUCUGUGAGAUUUCUCUUGCGCUAAUAGACUCCUGCAUUGUUUGGUGGAUCUUCGUAAGCCUAUCCCAGACAAUGAAGCAGCUGAAACUCCGAAGAACUCUGGUGAAACUUUCGCUGUACAGGCACUUUACCAACACGUUAAUAUUUGCUGUUUUUGCUUCAGUGAUCUUUGUCAUCUGGGUGACCAUGACGUUCAGACUUGUAUCCUGCCAGUCGGACUGGCGGGAGCUGUGGAUAGAAGACGCAUUUUGGCGGUUCCUUUUCUCGAUUUUGCUGCUCGUCAUAAUGUUCUUGUGGAGACCCUCUGCAAAUAACCAGAGAUAUGCUUACUCUCCUUUGGUAGAUGACAUUGAUGAGGAAGAGGAAGAGGAACAGUUGAUCAGUGAAGCUUUUGAGGGAAUGAAGAUCAGAACAAUAAAAUCCGAGUCUAAUGGCACAGUCAAAUCCAACAGAAUGGAUGAAGACCUCAAAUGGGUUGAAGAGAAUAUCCCAUCGUCACUAACUGAUGUAGCGCUGCCAACCUUGUUGGAUUCAGACGAGGAAAUAAUGAACACCAAAUUUGAGAUCUCCAAAAUGGAAUAAUUGCUUGGAAGUAUGUUACAGACCUUGCAAUCUGAAAACUAAUGGAAUGGAUUUGACAUUUGGACACUUUUUUUACAAAAUGCAGAAGAAAAAAAAGAAUGUGCAAAACAUUCUUCGUGAUGUGACUUUUUGCAAUAGCUUUAACGCUAUUUUAUGUUAGAAGCUUUCACCGAUCACAUUAUUGAAUGGACUUUUUAAACCUGCGACUUUUCCCCUCAAGUUUGUGAAAUUGUUUGAACUCUAUGGAAUGCCACCAGCACCGUGCAAAGGGGAAGAGGGUUGUUGUUGGAAGGACAAGACUCAAAUUAGAACUAAGCAAAGCAGUCGAAAUGCCAUUUUAUCAACACUUGGGCAAUGUAAAAUAAACUGCACACAGAUAAAGAAGGGUUGUCGGGCUGAGUAUUUGUAAGAUAUAAGACAUCCCUGCCUGACCAAAAUAAUUUUAAAUCUUAAUUUAAGACAUAGUAGUAAUGAAGGCCAGCCACUUUCAUCUGCAUUUAGUAGUGGUUCUAAAACUAAUGGUUAGGAGUUCCUCUUUCCUCCAUCUUAACACUUUAAAAAAAGUAGCUAAAUGGUUUGCUAUUGAGUUGUUCCUAACGUGAAACUUUAAAUAUAUUUGCAUUUUUCAAUCGGUAUUUUUGCCCAAAGGAAAAACUGAGCUGAUUGUUUUAUUUUUUCUUAAAGCCGUGUUAUACUUUGUGGCUUUAAUCGAAGCCCGCAGCAUCAUGGUGUGUGUGCCACAACAUGCCGUGCCCUUGGAAAGCAACCCGUCAUCUGGCUUCUCCAGAGAUGCUGCCUGGCCGGCUGAGUUACUCCAGCAUUUUGUUUCUAUCUUUGGCAUAAACCAGCAUCUGCACUUCCUUUGUAUUCCACAAUCUGGCUUACUGUGUAAAAUGGUGGGACGGGAGGUGAGGGUGAAGAAGAGUAGAAUAUGUAGAGAGUUAACGACUAUAAUAAAUAGCAGUGGGUUUUGCUUAUCCGUGCAAUUACACUGGGGCCCCCAUAGUGCCACACGCUAUGUAUUUUUCAAUAUAACAAUGAAUUCUGUGCAUUUUGAAAUUCUCCCAAAUGGAUUCUGAGGGAGGCAGCCUUGAUCGUGUGUGUGUGUGAGUGUCUCUUGCAGAUGCAACUACACGUGCAAUGUUUAAGAUCAUGUGUCUGGAGUCUUAAGUUCGCAGUCCGACUGGCAUUUUGAAAUAUUUCCUGUAUAGGGAAUCCUCCAGGGCACUUGUGAGAGGGGUGGGGAAGGAUAAAAAAUAAUGACGGCUGAGAAAUUAUUUUUCGAACUCGCCCUAGAAACCCCAGCGUGCCUGCCGCUGGUCGUUUUGGUGGCUUUGAUGUUCCAACCCAGCUCUGAGUUGGGAAGGAUCAGAGUUGCCGAUGAUUCUGAGAACAGAACUCUGUUGUUGAGUCCAGAAACAUGCUCGCUAAAUUGGCCAUGUCGUUGAAUAGCUGGCCACACAGCAUGAAUGAUAACAAUGAGAUGGACUUCAAAUAUUCCAUUUGGAUCCGCCACCCAGUUUGGAUUCGCCCUGUGAAAAUUUUGUUUAUUUUUAAAUUGAAAUUCUGUACAAAAGAAAAAGAUCACUAUAACUUUGCCAUGUAAAGUUAUUCACCACUUUGUUUAAGACAGCUUUAAAUUAUUAUAAAAUACUUUUUUUUAGAUCUCGUAAGAUUUUAAAGAACUGUACUAGUUGUCCACCAGGACUUGUGAUGAGGAUGGGUUCAGGUCUUGAUGCUUCGAACCUUGAAUUGUAAGCAUGACCCUUAUAGGGAUCUGUAGGUUAGCUUUGGCUGAGAUUAGCCUGCUUUCUUCCAAACAAGCUGUAGCUUGUCCAUAAUUAGAUUUGUAAGGAAGUUUGUUGUCUAGCUAGAGACUUAGAGUUGACAGUACGACUCUUCCAUACCCACUUGUACGUUCCUCUCUGUGACGACCUCUUGGCGUUGAAUUUCAAAGCCUGAAUUGGACCUGGUUUGUUCUGGAUGUUCUGAAUGUUGAUGCGGUUCUGUGGUUGUCACCAUUAUCCCUACUCCACAACUCUAUCCGUAUAUGCUGCUUACCGGGCGUUUAUAUAAGGUGCGUGUAUGUUAACAUCGAUUGUGUUCUGUAAAGGUGCUAUAAGCAGAUCUAUACAACGUUUGUGAAUGUCAAAUAAACCCUAUUUGGUAAAAGGCUUUUGAAAGAA